AGCCAUCGAUAGCUGUGCUUUUGUUCGCAGUGAUUGUCUCUAUUGCUCCUAGCUUCACCCGAUUCCUUCCUACAAACAAUCCGAAAUAAAAUAAUCAGCCCUCUACGAAGAAUACCAAGACGCGCAUCGGUUGCAAAGAUGUUCCCUUGAACGCGAGACCGUGCUUGUCCAGCUUGGGGAAAAAAUGAUAGAAACAGGUUUAGUGUUUAUAGUCGUCCGUCGCGUUCUCCCAGCCACGGCUACCCGCGUUUGCGUACUUCUCUACAGCUCUUGCAACGCGAAGAACUCACGAGGUGACGGAUCGAAACUGCAGAAAGCGUAUUCUGCCGCGUUCUCAACUCGUGGAAAGCGAUUUGUUCGGCCGAAGAGGGAUGGGAACGGGCGCGCGCUCGAGAGUGGAUUAAUCCUCCAACGGGGCAGCCUUCUCGCGACGAGUUCGCUCGUUUGUCGUAAAUGGACAGAGCUGUAGACUCGAGGGAAAACCCGAUUUUAAUCACCGAACAUCAGUGCUCCUCGCGAGUUAUCGGGAGCCGCGCGCAGAUCAAACGGGUUUAAAGCGAGAGGGAGAAGCUCUGGAAAAAAUCUGCCAGGUUCGUGGUAUCCCUUAAAGGCAGGACGCGAGACGAAAGAAGGAAACACUCGAAAAAGGAAGACGACAGGCGCGGCAUAAGAGGCUCGCGACCGCUCCUGGCGUCUACAGUAAAACGUCGCUACCGAGGCAGACGGUAAACACACGAAGCGCCGAGGUUCGCCAAGCCUUUCGAAACGCACUCAAAGAUUAGGCGAUCGUGUAGAAUCGACGCCAUGCUCGACAAACUUUUGAUACUCCUCGUCUUCACGAGCGACAUAUUUGGCUUCGUAAUGCCAGACGCGAUCGAAACGUUCGCGGAGACAGGCAUCGACACGGGCUUGCAUCUAAUCGGAAACCAAACCAGGAUACUACUCGAUAAAUCUCCGAAGCCGCCACCUCGCACCUAUAAAGACGGUUUCUCAGGUUCCCAGCCGCCGGUGAUUACCAUGAACGGUCAAAACAAUUACCAGGCUGGCCAACAAACAUUUUACGCCGAAAGGUCGUCGGGCUAUAAUUGCGAUAGAUGCAAUAGAAGUUGCACCAACGUUUUGAGGAGAGGCGAUUACAUAGUGACUCCGGGGAUAGGAGCUCACAAGCUGCACACACGCAAGCAGAACUGGAACAUCGCGCGCAAGGCUUGCAUGGACGAAGGAGGUUACUUGGCCAUUCCGAAUUCGUUGGACGAGGAAACCGUCCUGCUCAAGUGGCUGCUGGCAGUCAAGAUCGAUCGCGCCUGGCUAGGUAUUCACGACCAGUUCGAGGAAGGCGACUGGGUGACCGUCAUGGGCGAGUCGCUGGAGAAAUCCGGCUACGACAGGUGGACUCCAGUGAUUCCAGGCAAUCCAGACAACGCGGGAGGACAUCAGAACUGCGCGAUUCUCCUGGCCGAGCACGGUGGCAUGGACGACAUCCAGUGCGAAAGCUUGUUCUCCUACUUCUGCGAGAUCACCAUGUGCUGAGCCUCGACCGCGAGCUCGAAUCUGCGAUAUUGUUUAUUCGAUUUCUUGAACCAAGCUUACAUUUCCCCCGCGACUGAUUGUGCUUUUGAUACCUCUCUCGAAGAAUAAAGUCGGCUUUGCAAGCGAACAAGUUGUACUCUUUUUAUUUUUAUUAGAGACCCAAUUUACCCUCGAACAUCUACUUCGUGUAUUCCUUUUCCUUCGUCUUUAUUCGAUCAUUUAAUCAUGUCGAUGCUAUACACCAUGGAAGUCAUCGUACCAAAAUUUCGCGGCAACUUCUGGUUAUUCCCAUCGCGGAUAACUCUUAUCAGCGAGGAAAGAUAUUUAUUUUACCAAGAAGAUGCGUCAAAGAUGCGGGGAAUACCCUGACGUUUAAAAAUAAAGCUGCAGGUCCAGCUGAACGUGAUCUUUCGAUUUCAAGGCUCCCCGGCCGGAUUGUCUGACGGACAAAGAGCAGAUGCGUGCACGUAUGCGACGCAACGGCAUAAAAAGCUGACGAACGUCCGCGACACGUUCAGUUAAUCUUCGUCGUUCGGCUCGUCAACGAGACGUCAACGUUCGUUGUUCCCUGCAACCGACGCCGACGAUCACUUUGAACGGAGACAGGAAUUACCAGGCUAACCAACAGAUAUUUUACGGUGUCGGAUGGGCGCCAUGGACGAAUUGCGUUAAACCUAAUUGCACGAGCGUUUUACCGAGGGACGAC
Molecule: messenger RNA, 2236 nt
Organism: Hylaeus volcanicus
Lineage: Eukaryota; Metazoa; Arthropoda; Insecta; Hymenoptera; Colletidae
Product: hemolymph lipopolysaccharide-binding protein-like
Exons: 4
Coding region: 805-1530 (241 amino acids)
Source: RefSeq, a predicted model, not a curated record